AUGUCAAGAAAUCCUUUGGUUUAUUUCAUAUUAUGGAUAUUACUUCAAGCAUUGGUUAAAGUAAAUUGUCAAAUGACGCCCUUUAAACCAAAUGUAUAUAGUCGUCAUACUGCUACACUCAUUGAUAAUAAAUUAUAUAUUUUGGAUGGAUAUGAUUUAAACAAAAAACAAAUAAAUGAAUUUUUUUACCUUGAUGUUUCUGUACCAUUUAAUACUCAAGAAUUAUCAUGGCAAGAUUUAUCAAAUAUUAAUAUGGUUCCACCUCAUUCUUCUGCAAUAUCAGUUAAAGGUGGUCCAAAUAAUGAUACACUAUUUUUAUACAGAGGACUCACAACUGAUCAAACAAUGGCAUUGGUAUAUGCAUUUGAUUCACAAAGUGUUGUGUGA
Molecule: messenger RNA, 387 nt
Organism: Rhizophagus irregularis DAOM 181602=DAOM 197198
Lineage: Eukaryota; Fungi; Glomeromycota; Glomeromycetes; Glomerales; Glomeraceae
Molecular function (GO): protein binding
Source: RefSeq, a predicted model, not a curated record